Parnassius mnemosyne (clouded apollo) is the source of this 327-nucleotide messenger RNA. The record is from the annotation of a GenBank genome assembly. NCBI's taxonomy places the organism in Eukaryota, Metazoa, Arthropoda, Insecta, Lepidoptera, Papilionidae.
AUGAGCACUAAUCCGUCAGUGCAACCAUCUGAAAUCAUAAAGGAUAAUGGAGAAAUUGAUGGUAAAAUAAGGUUAAGAAAAUGGUUAAAUAUGAACUUCAGAAUAGAAAUGACUGAUGGCAGAGUACUUAUAGGUGUAUUUCUCUGUACGGAUAGAGAUGCUAAUGUAAUUUUAGGAGCUUGUUCUGAAUACCUCAAAAAUAAUGAUGGUGAAACUGAAGAACCCCGUGUGUUGGGUCUUGUCAUGGUGCCUGGACGCCACAUUGUUUCUAUAAAAAUAGAUGAUACAAUGGAUUCAACUACUUCACAAAAGUACUAUUAUGAAUAA